Messenger RNA from Peromyscus leucopus (white-footed mouse), 2891 nucleotides. It is a transcript of the gene Tmprss2, whose product is annotated as transmembrane serine protease 2. NCBI's taxonomy places the organism in Eukaryota, Metazoa, Chordata, Mammalia, Rodentia, Cricetidae. The transcript has 13 exons. The record is from RefSeq and is a predicted model, not a curated record. The coding region runs from base 136 to 1464 and encodes 442 amino acids. Gene Ontology annotation, cellular component: membrane. Gene Ontology annotation, biological process: proteolysis; acrosome reaction. Gene Ontology annotation, molecular function: protein binding; serine-type endopeptidase activity.
UUUAAGCGAAGGUCAGGGACUUGGGACGGACAAGGAAGCCAGAAGCUUGGGCACAGGCGGAGAGGGGCGGGGAGCGCAGCAGGGCACCUGGAAGAAGCCAGAUACUCACCUCCUCAUGUUGCUGACACAGCCAGGAUGGCUUUGAACUCAGGGUCACCUCCAGGAAUUGGACCUUACUAUGAGAACCAUGGGUAUCAGUCUGAGCACAUAUAUCCCCCAAGGUCACCUGUGGCUCCCAAUGGCUACAACCUGUAUCCAGCUCAGUACUACCCAUCUCCAGUGCCUCAAUAUGCCCCGAGGGUUACAACACAGGCCUCAACACCUGUCAUCCGCACACAGCCCAAGUCCUUAGGGACACUCUGCACCUCAACCUCACAGAACAAGAAAUCCCUGUGUGUUGCCCUCGCCCUGGGCACUGUCCUUGUGGGUGCUGUUGUGGCUGCUGUCUUGCUUUGGAGGUUCUUGCCAGGGGACAGCAAGUGCUCUACCUCUGAGAUGGAGUGUGGGUCUUCGGGCACCUGCAUCAGCUCUUCUCUCUGGUGUGACGGGAUAUCACACUGCCCCAACGGGGAAGAUGAGAACCGGUGUGCUGUCCCCAACCACUUCCUCGAAGCCUCUGGUGACCAACACUGUCAUCUCAGCUCCAUUCGCCUCUAUGGACCAAGCUUCACCCUCCAGGUUUACUCAUCUCAGAGGAAAGCUUGGUAUCCUGUGUGCCAGGAUGACUGGAAUGAGAGCUACGACAGAGCAGCAUGUAAAGACAUGGGAUACAAGAACAAUUUUUAUUCUAGCCAAGGAAUACCAGACAGCACCGGAGCAACAAGCUUCAUGAAGCUGAACGUAAGCGCAGGCAACAUAGACCUCUAUAAAAAGCUCUAUCACAGACCCCUCAGCAACCCGAGGUACUGGACGGCAUUCACAGGGAUUUUGAAACAGACUCUCAUGUUCUAUGGAAGAAGACACCAGGUAGAAAAAGUGAUUUCCCAUCCAAAUUACGACUCUAAGACCAAGAAUAACGACAUUGCUCUCAUGAAGCUGCAGACGCCUCUGACUUUUAACGAUGAAGUGAAGCCAGUGUGUCUGCCAAACCCAGGCAUGAUGCUGGACCUAGCCCAGGAAUGCUGGAUUUCAGGGUGGGGGGCCACCUAUGAGAAAGGGAAGACCUCGGAUGUGCUGAAUGCUGCCAUGGUACCCUUGAUUGAGACCUCCAGAUGUAAUAGUAAAUACAUAUACAACAACCUUAUCACACCAGCCAUGAUCUGUGCCGGCUUCCUGCAGGGCACUGUGGACUCUUGCCAGGGAGACAGUGGAGGGCCGCUGGUUACUUUGAAGAAUGGCAUCUGGUGGCUGAUUGGGGACACAAGCUGGGGUUCCGGCUGUGCCAAGGCAUUCAGACCUGGAGUGUACGGGAACGUGACAGUAUUUACAGACUGGAUCUACCAGCAAAUGAGGGCGAACAGCUAAUCCACGUGGCCUUGGCUCUGACUUCUUUUGUCUUCAACACCCUUCUGCAAGAACACCAAGGGGCUGAUUUCUAACUCCUGUGCACAAUGUACCUUUUGAGAUGAUUCAAAGGGCUUUCACUUUAUUAAACAGUGACUUGUCUGACUGCGCUCCCUGGUCCUGCGAGGGCUUCAGUGCCCCACCCCAGGCCACUUCUGUGGCUCCCAUCCAGAAGGAAUGAUGAUCCUGCUGGGUUUGGGCACAUAGGGCCAAAUGCAGAGGAGGGUGGCACUGUCAUGCUCAGCCUCCUUUUUGGCUCAUGCUCAGGCCUCUUUUGGAUGAAUAAAGACUAUGACCUCUGAAUAGCCUAAUGGCCUAACAAAGAGUAGGGAAGCCAGGCAGGGCCUUGGGCCCUGGGACAGACAUCUUAAGAGAGCUACUAUAGCCUGUGGCCUGACUCUGUGUACAGUUUGGGUUGGUCAUAUUAUUAUGACUCCAUUAGCAACCAGGGUGAACAUGGCUGGGAGCAAAGGGUUCUCUCUCCUGCAUGUUGACAUAACAUCCACUUCUAAGGGUAACAGAGCUUUUGCCAGGCUGAGAGCCUAGGCAGAGCCCUCAGAGCAAGAAGCUAAUGUCAACAUGUUCCCCUUGCCCACUUGUCCCUUGGGUGACAUGGUGUCAUUCAGUCUGGUUCUUGGCUCCCCACAGUUUUCUCAGCCUCUCAGAGCCUGAGACUCACCUCAGUACCUGGUGCUGAGUACUGGUACCAGUACCAGUACUCAAUACCUAGUACCUGAUGGAUCCUGUAUAGUUCAGCUAGUCUCCUGAAGGAUGAGGUCCAUCAGAAUCAGGGACAUGUGAUUCCAGUAACAUUGCUUCUGGAUCAUGUUUCUUCUCUUACUACCUCACUGCUCCUGGAGCACUAGCCUGGAUGGAUGUCUAGUGUUCACCUGCAUUUGGACUGUGUGAUUGUGCCUCAGAUAUUAGACCUCUUCCAGGUGGUGAGGUUUUUCUGUAGAAGUUCUUAGUUUGGGACAAAGAUGAAAAAGAGGAAGUCAUUGUUCUAUGUUCUCUUCUAGCCCUGGCUUUAUACCAGGAAGACCAUGCCAGAAUUACCAAGUAUGAAGUAUGAGUGUCUUACCUAUGGUGAGGCUCUGCCUCCUUCCCUCUGCCUGGUUCUCCAGAAGGGAGUGGAUGGGUCAUAGCUGGAACUCCAUCUUUUCUGGGAAGGGACUCCCAUCCAGGGGAGGGUCAUGCACUCCAUGAUGCUUCCUCUGGGAGCAGCACCCAGGGACCUUCUCAGAUGCAAUGCCAGAAUAAAUGUGCAAGCACCUUGAAGUGUGAAAACAUGUCCCCGCCCCAGCUCUCCCUGUCUGUGCUCUUGGUUGGUUAUUUCCUGCUUUGUGUUUGUUCUGAGUUUCCACUGUGAAAUAUAUGAAUAAAGUUUA